CAGACCGACACUUGAAGCAUCGCGGGUUCACUACAGCAGAUUAUGCUUGGCGUAACCAUACCUCUCCCGCCCCCUUUCAAGCUGAACUGUAAGUAAAUAACCAGUACAGCAUUCACCGCCUGUUAUAUGCUAGGGCCGAGGUCCCCCGCUACUCUGAGCAACACCCACCUCUCCACUCUCUAUGAAUCGACUGCAAAACAGGACGCGCAUACCCACACCCUCCUUUUAGGCACUAAAAUUUGACCAUGUCGACAAUUCCAACGACCGCAGUGGUCAUAGAGCCAUUGAGCAUCUCUGACAAGUUUUCGCUUGUGUGGCGUAUCCCUUUUUUCGUCCUGCGUUGUACAACCAAUUUUGCUUCAUUCUACCUAUCAAAUGUGGAAGUCGCCAAGCUUCAUUGGCGUCAAAAACUUGCGCUUGCUUAUCUACAGGCAUCUAGAGUCACCUUAACACGCAAGCAACAGGCCCAAUCACGCAAGCUUUUGACAGGCCCCAGGAUUCAGGAAUAUUGUCGCAGAUAUAACCUGGCACAUAGAGCGGUGUCCGUGCAUGAUGAUGCGCUUUACAAGGAGCGCGACAUUCCAACCCCGGUGCUCCACUUUGUUAAGAGUCUGGCCGCACAACCUGAAGGACCGACAAUCUUCUACUCGCACGGUGGCGGGUACCACAAUCCGAUCAAAGAACAAGGGCAUAUUCCGCUCGCUUUACAAUUUGCGGUGGCCUGCAAAGCCAAGCAGGUCGUGUUUUUAGAGUACUCUCUCAGCCCUGAGCAGCAGUACCCAUGCCAAUUAAUCCAGGCAGUGGCUGGCCUACGGUAUCUUCUUGAGCAAGAGUUGAUUCACCCAGAGAACAUCAUUCUCAGCGGUGAUAGUGCGGGCGGACACUUGACAGCAAGUCUGUUAACUCACAUUAUCCACCCCUCUCCAUAUGCGCCUCCCAUUGAUCUUAAUGGUCAUCAAUUCAAGGCCGUUCUUCUAUUGUCCCCUUGGAUGGCCAUGUCGGAGGAGCAAAUCAAGAUCCUCCCAAGAGCACCGGACGAUUUCCUAACACGAGAGAGCAUUGUUCGCUUUUCGACCAUGUUCAAACCCGGGUUGAACGAGGUAUGGAGUAAUCGAUGUGAGAUGCAGGACGCGAUCGCUGUGUGGAGGAAGCUCUUUCCCACUGCACAUGAGCACGCAAUAUGUCGCAAGGCGAUGUUAGCCGUUGGGACUUCAGAAGUUCUCUUUGAUUCCUGUGUGACAUUUGGGCAGGAAUGCAUUGGAUGUGAGACAAUCUAUGUUGACGAUCAAUCAAGCCUCGACCUGGUGAGGGAAACGGAUUUUGUUCUUGCAAUCGCCCCUGGCGAGGCUCAUGUCCAGCCCGGGAUGGAUUGUGCACUAGGGUAUCAUGAUGGGAGGAUGAUGAGGGCUAUUUCGACAUUCUUAGAAGCUUGUUGAGAAACGUAAGGACUAGGUCAUAUAGGGUUCGCGGAAAGAGUGCCUUCCACUGACCAGUUCGCAUCGCUUGAUCUCAAGAUUGUAAAUAGCAAUGAUGUCAUCGACAGGAAGAUGUCAAUGUUACACGCUAGAGCAUUGCAUUAUCAAAAAUCAUAGUUAGAACCAAUGCGAG
Messenger RNA from Penicillium brasilianum, 1608 nucleotides. The record is from the annotation of a GenBank genome assembly. NCBI's taxonomy places the organism in Eukaryota, Fungi, Ascomycota, Eurotiomycetes, Eurotiales, Aspergillaceae.